AUGUCCAAAAGGCUCAGCCCUCAGUUACAGCACAACAUUGCAGAAGAUGCCUAUUGUGAAACACACCUGGAACAAACACAGCUGUUCUGUGAUACGGACCAGAUCACACUCUGCAGCAAAUGCGUCCAGUCCCAGGACCACCAGCGUCACAGCGUGUGCGGGAUACAAGAGGCUGCUGAGAAUUACGGGAAGUUAUUCUGGGAAACAUUGAACACACUGAGGGAGAAACUUGAAGCAGCUAAAAGCAUGUUGACUGAUGAGCAAGAAAGAAUGGUGAUGAUUCAGGAAGAGGAACAAAAUUUUAAAAAGAUGAUUGAGUCUGAGUACAAUAUGAGACUCCGGUUGUUGAAUGAAGAGCGUGAGCUGAAUCAGAGACGGCAGGGGUGCAUAGCUGACUUGAACUUGAGAGAAGCUCAUCUCAAUCAAGUGAUGAAGCUUGCCACAGAGCUGGAGGAGACGUUCCAGGAAAUGCUACAGAGACUGGGCCGUGUGGGGAGAGAGAACAUGAAGAAGCUGAAGGAGAGUGAAGCCAGGGUUUCCCAGCACGUCUGCAGCCUCCAGACGCUCACCACGGAGCUUGAGAAGAAGUGUCAGGACGGCGCCUUAGCGUUGCUCAAGUGCCUCAAUCUUGAAAUUCCGGCCUCAGAACUGCGAGGAAUGGCUUUCUGUUGUGAAGAAGCUACUCAGUCCGUGAAUGCAAAAUGCUCUUUGGAAAGGAGCAACGCACUGCUGCUUGAGAAUCUGGAGCCUGCUCACAUCACAGACCUGAGUUUAUGCCACAUAAGAGGACUGAGCAGCAUGUUCAGAGUUUUCCAAAGACGUUUAACUUUGGACCCUGAAACAGCUCAUCCCUGCCUGGCCCUGUCUGAGGACCUGAGAACUGUGAAAUUGAGAAAUUCCCAGCAGGAUACACCUAGCAGCCCAGAAAGACUGAACUUCAGUGCCAUGGUGCUGGGCGCGGAACGCUUCACCUCCGGGAGGCACUACUGGGAGGUGCACGUGGAAAAGGCCACCAACUGGCAAGUGGGCAUAUCCUACCGCACUGCAGACGGGAGGGGCAGCUCGCCCAGAGCCUCUGGAGAGAAAGUCUUACUCACCGGGUCGGUGUUGGCGGCGGAGCCUACACUCUGGGUCUUUCCCCCUUUGAAAAGGGUCUUUCUGGAAAAGCAGUUACGUACGGUUGGAGUUUUCCUUGACUACGAAUAUGGGCAGAUAUCAUUCUACAAUGUGACAGAGAGUUCCCUCAUUUAUAAUUUCUCCCAUCUCGCCUUCCAAGGAGUUCUCAGGCCUGUGUUUUCCCUUUGUAUCCCAAACGGAGACACAAGUUCAGACUCCCUCACCAUCUCCCCUCAGGACGGUCCUUCCUGCGAUGACACGGUUAGCCCUUAA
Molecule: messenger RNA, 1389 nt
Organism: Cebus imitator (Panamanian white-faced capuchin)
Lineage: Eukaryota; Metazoa; Chordata; Mammalia; Primates; Cebidae
Gene: TRIML2
Product: tripartite motif family like 2
Molecular function (GO): zinc ion binding; protein binding
Source: RefSeq, a predicted model, not a curated record